Messenger RNA from Zychaea mexicana, 1535 nucleotides. RefSeq names its product Metalloenzyme, LuxS/M16 peptidase-like protein. Lineage: Eukaryota; Fungi; Mucoromycota; Mucoromycetes; Mucorales; Lichtheimiaceae. Gene Ontology annotation, molecular function: metal ion binding. Gene Ontology annotation, cellular component: mitochondrion. The transcript is spliced from 5 exons. The coding region runs from base 51 to 1355 and encodes 434 amino acids. The record is from RefSeq and is a predicted model, not a curated record.
AAAAAAAAAACAGCGCCUCUCUAUAAACCUCCCCCACUCUCCUCUCACAAAUGUUGGCCGCGCGCAGAGCUCUCACAUCCAUCCCCAGCAGUGCCUCCAAGGCUUACAGCACCACCGCCGCAGCCCAAAUCAGCAAAGCACAAAACGGUGUUACCGUUGCCUCGAUCGAAGAAGCCGGCCCCACCGCUGGCUUGUCCGUCGUUGUCAAUGGCGGUUCGCGUCUCGAGUCUUCCAAGGGUGUUGCCCACUUUUUAAAGAACUAUGGCUUCAAGAACAACACCAAGCGUACUGCAUUCCGUAUCACCCGUGAAACUGAAUUGGCUGGCGGCGUCUUGUCUGCCAACUUGACCCGGGAAUCCAUCGUUUACUCUGCCGAGUUCUUGAGCGGCGAUGCUGCCCAGUUUGCCGAGGUUUUGGGUGAUGUCGUCUCGAGCCAAAAGUUCCAGGACCACGAAUUCGGUGAUGUCCUCCAGCAAACUGCCGCCGAAUCCGCCAACGCUGCCUCGUCCGCCGAAGUUGCCGUUUUCGAGGCUGCUCACACUGCCGCUUUCCGCAGCGGUCUUGGUAACUCGAUCUUCGCCACCCCUGCCGGCAAAGUCAACAACGCUGCUGUCAAGAGCUACGCCGCCGAACUCUUCAAGAGCGGUAACAUUGCCCUUGUCGGUGCCGGUCUUCCCUUGGAAGCUGUUCAAAAGUUCGCCGAAACUUACAUUAACGUCCCUGCCGGCUCCUCGUCCGUUCCUGCUGCCAAGUACUUUGGUGGUGAAUCGCGUGUCGAGGCUGCUUCGGCCAACAGCCAUUUGAUCUUGGCUUUCGAAGGUGCUCCUCUCAACUCGGCCGAAUACGCUGCUGCUCAGGUCCUUCGUUUCGCUCUUGGUGGUGAACAACGCGUCCAGUGGGCCGCUGGCGCCGGUCUCCUCGGUGAGGCUGCCGCCAAGUUGGGUGAGGGUGCUGAAUUGAAGGCUUUCAACGUCGGUUACUCUGAUGCUGGUCUCUUUGGUGUCUAUGCUUCUGCCCCCUCUGCUGGUAUUGCUUCGGCUGCCGCUGCUGCCGCUGAGCAAUUGAAGGCUGUCGCUGGUGGUGUCUCCGAGCAGGUCUUCGCCAGUGCUCUUGCACAAGCCAAGUUCGCUGCCGUCUCUGGCUUCGAAACCCGAUUGGAUCGUUUGGAGACCGUUGGUUCCCAGGCCCUCCUUGCUGGCAAGUAUACCUCCGCUGCUGAUGCCGCUGCUGCCCUUGACAAGGUCUCUGCUUCGGAUGUUGCCAAGGUUGCCGAGAAGUUGUUGAGCGGCAAGGCAACAACCGCUGCUUUGGGUGAUCUUUACAGCCUCCCCUACGGCGACUCCCUCUCCCUCUAAACAUGUUUUUUCGUAACCCAUCCACCUUCAUAAACGAAAAAAUAAUACUGCUGGCAUGAAUUUCUGUUUAAAUAAUUAGCUACAUAAAAAACACUGUCUCAUAGAAAGCAACACAUCCAAAGAAAACUUUUGGAAGAUGCUCAAAUCAAAUCAAAAAGUAAUCUCGGUUGGUAGUUUAUG